GAUAUGCCUGUCAUAUGCUCUAAUACCUUUCUACCAUUAAAACCCUGUGAACCCAGGAGAGACCAGUAGAAGAAGCAGUGAAAUGUCCAAAUAUAGAAGCCACAAUAUAGAGUGAGGAUUUAGGGAAAGAUGCUUCACUUAAGAUUCUUUGACACAGGUUCAGAAUUGGAUUAUCUGCCUAGUUCCCAUGAUGCAUGACCUUGAUGCAUGUCAAUCCCAAGUCCCUUUCUCUUCUGACUUUUCUCUGGGGUUGGUUGUCAUACCCUAACAGCAGCUUUCCAGAACAGGAAUUCAUCCUCCCUAUCCCUGUGGCCCUUCAAUCCAGUGUAGAUACUCUGGCCCUGCAGGAGGGAGAGUGGGGUCUGGGUCAGGUGCAGUAGAGGGAAUAGAGGAUUAUUGAGCCUGAUUACAACACACAACACAUGCUCUUUUGUUGCCAGCACCUUUCACCCUUUCUCCCAAACACAAACAGUCUGAUCUUCCUGGGCAGGACAUCAUCAGUUAUCAGAUCUUUGAGUUCUCCCAGGCUCACAUGUUUGCGUAACCUGUAAAGAAACACCUAUGUUGUCAUUGAUCCUAAAGGUUUAGCUCAUAAAAGCAACACCAUGUCAAACACUCCACCCCCUAGUCUCAGACAGUCUAGAAUCCCCUCUCUCUCAGACACAUGGAGAGUAUGGAGCUGGUCCAGAGAGGUGACUAAGGUGGACAUAUUGUAGCUCUUCCUGCGAGACUUACAUCUAUAGCCUUGAGUGCUUCAAGCAAAUGUGGACAUAAAUUGUAUGGAAAAUGAAGUGGAAGUGCUCUGUUGAAAUCACACUUCUGUACCUGCUUUAGAAUUUUAUAUUCAGCACAGGCAACUAAAGAAACAACACAGAAUGGAGUACUGGAACUCCACCUCGGGCAGUGGCUUUGUAUUGAUGGGGAUUCUGAAUGACAGUGGGUCUCCUGAACUGCUCUGUGCCACAAUCACAGUCCUGUACAUGUUGGCCCUGACCAGCAAUGGCCUGCUGCUCUUGGUCAUCACAAUGGAUUCCCGGCUCCACGUGCCCAUGUACUUCCUGCUCGGGCAGCUCUCACUCAUGGACCUUCUCUUCACGUCUGUUGUCACUCCCAAGGCCCUCAUGAGUUUUCUGCGCAGUGAAAACACCAUCUCCUUUGGGGGCUGUGCCCUUCAGAUGUUUCUGGCACUGAUGCUGGGUGGUGCAGAGGAUCUGCUAUUGGCCUUCAUGGCCUAUGAUAGAUAUGUGGCCAUUUGUCAUCCUCUGAACUAUGUGGUCUUCAUGAGGCCAAGGGUCUGCUGGCUCUUGGUGGCCACAGCCUGGCUAUUGGCCUCCUUAUGUGCCUUUGUUUAUACCCUGUAUACGAUGCACUAUCCCUUCUGCAUGUCCCGGAAGAUCAGGCACCUGCUCUGUGAGAUCCCACCUUUGCUGAAGUUGGCCUGUGCAGAUACCUCCAGAUAUGAACUCUUGGUGUAUGUGACAGGAGCGACUUUCCUUUUUCUUCCUCUUUCUGCCAUUGUUUCCUCCUAUGCACUAAUCCUGUGUACUGUGCUUCGAAUGCCCUCAAGUGAGGGGAAGCAGAAAGCCCUAGUCACCUGCUCUUCCCACCUGACGGUGGUUGCGAUGUUCUGUGGAGCUGCCACAUUCAUGUAUGUCCUGCCCAGUUCACUCCACAGCCCCAAGCAAGACAACAUCAUCUCUGUUUUCUACACGGUUGUCACUCCAGCUCGGAACCCCCUUAUUUACAGCCUGAGGAAUAAGGAGGUCAUGGGAGCCUUGAAGAGAGUCCUGGGAAAAUACCUGCUGUGACACACUCCACCAUCUAGGGAGAGCUUAUGGCUGGCCCCCAAAAUUCAUUUCUCUUCAAAGUCAGAUUUCUGCUGAUUCCCACAGCGGAAACACCAUAAUGCAAAGGGAAUCUUUUAGUAGUAAAAUGAAGGAAUAUAAUUUGACUUGUCAAAUGAAUUUGUGUGUCUGUAUUUUUACCAUUUUAUUUUUUGAAGUGUAGUUGACUCAGACUAUUACAUUAUUUUCAGGAGUGCAGUAUAGUGAUUUGACAGAUCUAUACUUUAUGGGAUGGUCACCACAAAUACCACAUAUUACCCUACAACACUAUUAUAGUAUCAUGGACUACAGCCCUUUAUCCCCACUGAACCUUUUAUUCUGGUGACUUAUUUAUUCUAUAACUGAAGCCUGUAUCUCCCAUUGCUUUUCAACCAUUUUCACCAUUCUUCAAUCCCCUC
Ailuropoda melanoleuca (giant panda) is the source of this 2242-nucleotide messenger RNA. RefSeq names its product olfactory receptor 2AG2. Gene Ontology annotation, molecular function: olfactory receptor activity; G protein-coupled receptor activity. Bases 876 to 1808 code for a protein of 310 amino acids. Gene Ontology annotation, biological process: G protein-coupled receptor signaling pathway. The record is from RefSeq and is a predicted model, not a curated record. Lineage: Eukaryota; Metazoa; Chordata; Mammalia; Carnivora; Ursidae. The transcript has 2 exons. Gene Ontology annotation, cellular component: membrane.